CUGCGUAUAGCAGUCGGGCGAUGCGGUAUCACUUCAAAAUGAACCACACGACAGAAAAGUUUCUGUGGAUGGGCUGCAGAACUACUCAUAUCUAUGCAUUACGUUUCAAAGCGGAGCCUUAACAUGCCAGUCCGCGGAUAUCACCGACACUCUCUCACACGCGCACUCUCCCGAAGUUUCUAGGCGAAAUACAGUAUAGGUCGAUGGUAUCAUGUCUAUAGACCAGUAGGCUACGGGUGGGUGGGUGGGCGGUGCGCGAAUAAUCGGCCGCCAACCGCCGUGAUAAUCGUUCAAACCACAACCCAAAGAAGGAAGCAGAUGCUUCGGCACUAUGUCAAUAAUCUGUCAAAUUACGGGCUGCGGAAGAACGUCAGCACCUCGCGCUCGAUCUCGCGGUGUGACCUUCAUGCCACGUUUAAGUUGUGACAACGAAUUUCUGACUUCAUAGCAUUGUCGACUUCAAAGUCGAUUACUAUCCUGCAGAGCCACUGGAGCAGCGGCUUAAGCUAGCGCUCCGGUGCGAUAUUACUGUCACUUCGCGGCAAAGUUCCUUGCCGGCGUCGCCUUGCCACUGCGUAUGUGCAUUUGGAGCUUUUGAGGGACCAGUUGAACCACAUCUCAGGCCGGUUCGUGCACGAGUGACGACAUGGGGGCGCGCAAGUCGCGCUGUUGGGCCAUGCUGGCGCCUACAUUACUGGCGCUCCUGAUGCUGAUGAGCAGGAGCGCGGCUGCCAUUCAAGAGGACGUAGCUAUGGACAUGAAUGCUGCCGCUGCAUCCGGCCUCCUGGCUCAGGAUCUUGAACUAGCUAAGACUGCAACGGACCUGGUAGCUACACGCCGGAGUGCUCAGGACCUGACCCAGGUCGUGAGCGCCAUCAAGGCCGUUAUCACAUCUGUGCCAUCGGUGCUGUCCAAGUCGCCCGGCCUGCCCUCCUCCUUCUCGGCGGACUUCGGUCUGUUCAUGAACGCGGCGGGCACCGAUGGCAAGUUCUUUAUCACCGCCGCCACCUCGACUGGCGUCUGGAAGAACGACAUCAUUGCCGCCAUUGGGCAACUCGUGCCCUGGCUGGACAUCAUGGACAACGCGCCCGCUGCCGAUGAGCCCGGCUGGCUAUUCCGUGCAACCAUCGCCGUGACCGACACGUCGAUGGGCAUGCGCCUGGCCACCACCGCCCCGCUCACCAUCGCCGGCGCCAUUUCCGACAAGCUUGGCCUGAACGGCCUGGGCAUCGACCCCCAGGAGGAGUCUGGAAACGCGCUGACCUCGGCCUCGAUUGAGAUUGUGGUGGCUCGCGGCACCGGCAAGAUCCAGAAGUUCGCAUUCGCCAUGGGCGGCGGCAGCUUCUCAAUCGCCAGCCUGGCGGCCAAGCUGGGCCUGAGCGUGUCGGGCGCGGCCACCGGCAUCACGCUGAGCAACCCCAGCCUCUCCAUUGAGGUGCCCGACGACGCCACCGAGCCGACCAAUGUUGAGGUCGCGCUCACGGUCAGCGGCAUCCCCUUCCUGCCUGGCUCCACCUUUGAUGCCGUGCUGGUGGUGCAGGGCUCCACCUCCAUCUCCAUCGACAUCACUGGCGAUGUGGUCCUGUUUGACGGCACCUGCACGGCCAACGCCUUCAACCUGGCCGUGGGCAGCGCCGCCCGGACCCUGUCGGCCUCGCUCACCAUCUCCUGCCCCGACGCCUUCAUCAACGGCGCGACGGCCUCUCUGACCUAUGACAACGGCGCCAUCAGCGUCGUGGCCGACAGCAUCUUUUCCUACCUGGACGGGGCCCUGACAAUUAACAGGAUCACUUUCAGCAGCGGCCGCAACGCCACGUACAUUGCUGCGUCUGCCAGCGGCGGCAUUGCCAACUACGUCGCGACCGUGGCUUUCAACGUUUCGCGCAUCCCGGUCAACGGCAAGCGCCCUUUGUCGCUGUCGCUGUCGCUGCCUGAGGCGAACGUGGGAGCCGUGGUGCGCGCGAUCGGCCCCACGGCUGAUGACCUGCUCCCGGACUUCGUGAAGAACGUCAACCUGCCCAGUCUGUCGCUCUCGACGUGGGACAAGGUCACCGGCACCGGCAACCGCACCAACCUCACCAGCCUGUACCGCGUCACCGUUGGGCCGCAGUCAAGCACUGGCAUCUACGCCGACUUUGUCCUGGACAAGCUGGGAAUCCUGAUUGCCAACGUGACCAUGACCAAGUCCCUGGACCUGGGGGCGGCCGUGACCGCCGCUCUGCCGGGCGUGACCCUGCCCUUCGAUGUGUCGGGCAUCAUCAUCAUCAAGGAGCCCUUCAUCAGCGUGGUCGGUGCUCGCGCGCCCAGCCGUGGCGUUGUGCCGGCAGGCACCAAGCUGGGCACCGUCAUGGGCUUCGGCCUGCAGGUGCCCGCCCUGCUGGGUGACUCCAUGGUGUACGCCAACAUGAUGCUGAUGGACGCCAACAAGACCCGCGUGGGAAUCUUCGAGAUUGGGUGGGUUGGCGACUUCACGCCGGUGCAGUACGUGACCCUGCGCGGCGCGCUGCUGCGCAUCCAGUCCGGCAGUGGCGUGAUCGCCAUUGCCAACGGAACACUGGUCACCGUGGACGUGGCGGUGGUGCUGCAGAUCAGCCCCAACAAGCAAUUCAACCUGACCGCCGAGGCGCGCAACGUGCAGGUUGCACAGGUUCUCAAAACCCUGUUCCCCUCCACCCCCGACCUGAUCGUCAAGGUUCUGGACCCGGUCCGUUUCUCCUACAUCGCCAUCGGUUACGACUCGGUUAAGAAGUUCACCUGCGAGGCCAGCCCCGAUCUGACGGGCGUGCCAGGCCUGCGCGAGCUCAUCCAGUUCUUGGGCUUCAAGCAGGAGGACAUCAAGAUUCGGCCCAAGCUGAACGAGCUGGCGAUUGAGAUCGCCAUCAUAAAGACAUGGGAGCUCAACCUGGGCAGCCCAUUCGUGGGCAAGUCGCUCCUGUCGUUCGCGCUGGCCUUGUCCCAGUCCGGUGCCAACACCCAGUUUGCAGCCUCGGCGGACUUCAGUGCACAGCUUCAACUCAGCUUCCUGGAGCCAGAGGUCAUCUGGUUCAGCCUAGGCGCCACGGUUGCGUACGACAGUUUGGCACCGCCGCCCAGUGUGUCGUUCUCCAUCCGUGCCGCGGUUGCUGCGACUGGUAACCCUUUUUACAUUAAGGGCUUCAGCUGGAUAAAGAUUGCGUAUCUGGGCGGCGAGAUCGGCCUGACGCCCAUGACCGUGUUCCCCUUCGUGUCGCUGUACAAGAUCAACUUUAACGCGAAGGGCAUUGUGCUCUCCACCAAUGUGGAGGUGGCGGUGCUGUGGGACCAGCCCAAGGCGGACUUUGGCAUUCUGUUCGCAAUAUCCAACUUCGAUUUGCAGGGCAUGCUCAAUGAGAUGGGCAUCCGCGCUUCGCUCGGCCCGUUCAACAUCCAAAUCAGCUCCGCAAAGUUCUCCUUCGCCAGGCAGACCAUCGCCCUGCCGUCCGGCACCGUCAUCCCGCAAGGCCUGAAGCUGUCUGCGAACAUGACCUUCCUGUCCAUCUUCGUGAACUUCGAUGUCUCAGUGGACACCACCGGUUUCGAGCUGCAGCUCGAAGUCAGGGACGUGCUGAAAACGCCCAUCUUUGACGCCAUCUUCACCGGAGCGCAAGCCGUGCUUGACGCGCUGAAGAUCAAUAUCAAGCUGCGCGAACAAAUCCGCAUUGAUCUCAUUCGUGUGGGUCUGGUCCUCAAGACAACUCGCGUCGCGUUCCGCUUCGGUGUGAAGGCCUAUAUAUUCGGAGUGACCAUUGAUUUUGACAUCAACCUGGACACUGCCGCCGCGCCUUGGGACGUGGUGGUCAAGACCUUGCAGGACAAGUUCAUUGAGCCCAUCACAGCUGCUUGCACCAAGGACUCUUACGUUCGCGGCUCCGGCUUUGUGGACCGCUGCCCCGCCGGCCGCGAGCGCCAAGGCGACUUCUGCUACAACAACUGCCCCACCGACUGGCAGUACGGUGCCACUGGCAAGCUCAACAUCUGCUACCAGAACUGCCCUCCCGGCUACCGCGACGACGGCGUGGGCGGCACCGGCCUCACCUGCUCCCAGGUUGCCUGCAACGCCGACCAGAUCUGGGACGGCGCGCUGCUGUGCUGGAACGGUUGCGCUGGAGGCUACUCCUACAAGGCCACCCGCUGCUACAAGAACUGCCCGUCCGGCUGGGGCGACGACGCCGUGGGCCUCAGCUGCGUGCGCAACAGCUGCGAUGGCGGGGACGAGGACAACGGCGCGGGCCUGUGCUACCCGCAGUGCCGCUCCGGCUACACCUCCAACAAGCUCACCAUGUGCAUCCAAUCCAGCUGCCCUUCUGGCUACCGUAAUGACCCCCUGUCGUGCUGGCGCGAUGUGGACAUCUACGGCAAGGGCUGCUGCUGCGUCUAUUUCUUUGGCUGGCGCUGCUGCGGCUGCAAUGGCGGCUACACCGAUGACGGCUGCACGUGCCGCCGCAACGCUGACCUCAUCUGGAAGAGCACCUACGACCGCGGCGUGGGUUACCCCAAAUACCGCACCUACAUCAAGGACAGCUACCUCAACUCCGCCGUCAGUGCCGUGCGCUCCUUCUCCAAGAGGACCCAGUGGCGCGAUGCCUACCCGAUGGUGUGCGCUCCCGACAAGGAUUAUGACGGUGCUGCGCUGUGCUACGACAAGUGCCAGGCCGGCUACACCGGUGCCGCGUUCGUGUGCUGGCAGAACUGCCCAUCCAACAAGGGCCUCAUCGACUGCGGCACCUACUGCGCGCCGGCGGCCGCUGGCUCGUGCGCCAACUUCAUUGGCGCGACCUACCAGAACUGCAAGAACAAGUACCCGACUCGCCGCAUGGUCCUGGACAUGAUGCUCUCUGGCAACUACACAUAUGAGCAGAUGCAGGCGGCUGCCGAUGGUGAUACCACCGUCUUCAAAGGCUCCGCCUGGGACCCCAAGUCCGUGGAGAUCAUCCACCACACCAGCCACUCCGGCCGCGACGCAGCGUCGCACGCUGGCCUGCUGCACCCCGAAACUACGCGCGUUCCCAAGACCACCAUUAAGGUGGACGCAGCGGAGGCUGUGGUGGUGGAGGAGAAGACGCAGGAGGAGGAGUGGGAGGAGGUUGAGGUUGACCACCCGCACUACGCCGGCACCACGUCUGCCGACUCAUGGCAGCACGUGCGCAUCAUGCACGAGCGGCUGAACAACAUUGACACCAUGUUCAACGACGGCAGCAGCAGCGAGGGCGGUGACACGGGCGUGCACGUCGUGCGCAUGCUGCAGAGCGGUGCCAGCCCGCCGCCGCCCGGCGCCGGCUGCAAGCCGGCCGCCACUACGCCCCAGUGCUGGUGCGUGGGCAAGGCGUACGGCAUCUACGCCGACCCGGCCGGCAGGAAGAGCCGUUACCUCAUCUGCGCCGGCGACUCUGGCCUUCUGCAGACCUGCCCCGGCACCGACGUCUUCAGUCCCAGUCUCAAGCUGUGUGUCUCUCCUAGCGAAGCCGCAGCGCCGUCGCCUCCGCCUGCCGACCCCAACCAGAAGCCGCCGCUCCCGGCCAAGAACUGCACGGGCCGUGACGAUGGCAUCUACUUCCAGGACUCGCGCGACAACACCACCGCCUACAAGUGCGACAGCGGCCAGCUCAUCCUGGACUUCUGCCCCGACGACUAUGUUACCGAUGAAACCACCGGCGAUUGCAAGAUCCCCGAUUACAAGCCCCCCGGCCAGCUGGCACCUUGCCAAGACCCCGACUGCUUCUGUUCCGACAAGAAGAAGGGCAACUAUACGGAUGUCCUCAGGGGCAACAUCAAGCGCUACAUCAACUGCCGCGGCAACAAGGGCCGCUGGCGCAAGUGCGGCAAGGACAGUGUCUUCGACAGCAAGACGCUGCAGUGCGGUUUCAUGCCGCCCAACGCCACCAUGCCCAUCAAGGACUGCAAGGACGUGGAUUGCUUCUGCGUGGGCCGCGCCGAUGGUGUGUACGUCAACCCCUGGAGCAACCAGACCGGCAUCAAUUGCGGUUUCCAAAUGCCAGCAAUCAUUCCUUGCUCGGACGGCUACGACUUCGUCAUUACCAAGCAGCCGUACUGCCAGCCCAAGGACGUUGAGAACCCACUCAACCUGCCGCCGCUGCCUCCGAGCUCGAACGACACGACUUCCAGCACGGCACCAUCGGCGGGAGGCUAUCGCCGUAACCGCCGUCGCGGCGGCUAAGCGAGCGAGUCACCGGCACUGAGGCGUUCGUUGUCAGUUGUCGAUACGCACUCAGAAAUACUGUCACGUUGACACUAUUACGGGUAUUCUUUCUUUUACAGAGUCUGCCUCUUGUAUAUAUUCUGGGUGUGUUGAGUUCCGGAGCAGUCCUAUGCUCUGCCCCCACAGACCGUAGCACGUGUUUUACGGUGUGAAGGGGAGGUGUUAGUGGGCAAGCACUCUAGAGGCGCUAGAAGCCCAGGUGCUGCUGCACCGUUGAAAUAUUGAAUGUCGUAGUCAGACGAUGCACCAAGCGUUGUACAUGCUUGCUGUCGUGAUUGCUUGCUCUGGUGGAAGGUCCAUGUUCAGGUGUUUUGGCGCUCUUUGGGGGACUGUAGCUUUAACUUGGGGGGGCUUCUCAAGUGAAACGCACCAUUCCAAGAGUGCGUUAAGAUAACGCCCCUGUGCUGCCAGAGGAUGGAGUCUUUGCCCACUGGCUCGGCUUCCUAGUUCCUGCCAUUGAUGCCGUGCGCGCCGAACAGGCCCAACGCCAUGACACGCACAGCACACACACGUGCGCAUACAGUGAUCACUGGUGACGUGUUCGCUUGCGUACGGUAUGCUGCACGCAAUGCUACUUGAAGUUCCCUUGGAAAUCUAGAAGCGGAUGUGCAUAAAUUACCCUUUCAUCUCAUGCAAAGCGAGUGCUGCGAGCUGCAUGAGUGCGUCAUCAGUUGGUGCAUUCCAGGGGCAUGCACGCCUUUUGGGCUCGAAUGACUGUUGGUUGGUGAUUGCAGCACUUGCCGGAGAAGUGGCAUUCCAACACUAUGGGACGUGCCACUUGUCCCCAGAAGCGUUGGAACAGGGUUACCGUAUCCACUAGUACAUAUUGUGUAUCAGUAGCGCGGCCGUACGUGGAGGGUUGCGAGUCCGAGCAGUGUCGGGACACCUGCGAACUGCGAAGAGCGCGCCGUUUCGUUUGGCAUCAUGUUCAGUGGUCGCCUUUGUGAAGAAGUGUGCCAGUGGUGUGUGCGUCUUGGUCUCGCAGCUCACUGGUUCCGUUUAGUACACAUUUAUGUUGAUGCAACCUGCAGCCAGUAAGCACGCACAUGUUUCGUCAUGCUCAUACCGUACUUCCUUUUAUGGCAUGAUGCAGCAUCCCGGGGUUUCGAGGAGACGGCAUAUGGGCUGGCUGCUUGGUAACACACAGUACAGAUAAUAGUAGCUUGAUACAUGUGUCUGUGUGAAGUCCAUGCAUGGGGGCAUGUGAACGAUACGGUCCGUACAUGGCCAACACCUUCGGCGAAUUCAGUCAUUCCGCUUGUAAUACAGCAGUUGU
Messenger RNA from Chlamydomonas reinhardtii, 7511 nucleotides. RefSeq lists its product as uncharacterized. NCBI's taxonomy places the organism in Eukaryota, Viridiplantae, Chlorophyta, Chlorophyceae, Chlamydomonadales, Chlamydomonadaceae. Gene Ontology annotation, cellular component: extracellular region. The record is from RefSeq and is a predicted model, not a curated record. The transcript is spliced from 26 exons. Gene Ontology annotation, molecular function: chitin binding. The coding region runs from base 677 to 6193 and encodes 1838 amino acids.